Phymastichus coffea is the source of this 1934-nucleotide messenger RNA. RefSeq names its product cytoplasmic dynein 2 intermediate chain 2-like. Gene Ontology annotation, molecular function: dynein heavy chain binding; dynein light chain binding. Lineage: Eukaryota; Metazoa; Arthropoda; Insecta; Hymenoptera; Eulophidae. Bases 270 to 1685 code for a protein of 471 amino acids. The transcript is spliced from 9 exons. Gene Ontology annotation, cellular component: cytoplasmic dynein complex; ciliary plasm. Gene Ontology annotation, biological process: intraciliary transport. The record is from RefSeq and is a predicted model, not a curated record.
AUGGUAGCAUGUGCAUAUUUACAAUAAGUAAUAUUAGGUUUCUCAUUUAUUUUUUCAAUCCUUACUUUGCUGAAAAACAAAUACUGAUCUAAUUUGCUAUAACAUAUAGCCGCAGCUGAUAAAAAAUAGUUACCAAUGUGCAUACAGAAAUAUUAUUAAAAAUAUUCACACGAUACUUACUAUUUUGUCAGUUGUGGAUUAAACAAUUUUGCAGUCAUUGGAGAAUUACAUUUAAUAUUAUUUGUUUAUUAAAAUUUUAUCCAUUAAACAUGUUUGAAGAUAAAAGUGAUGCUGCAAUAGGAUUUGAACGUCAAGAAUCAAGUGAAAAGUCGCAAACCUUUGCCAAUAUUCAAACUGAGAUUGUAGUCCAUGAGGAAGAAGAGGUACAAGUUGUAGAGAAGAAAAGUAUUGAGACACAGACUAUUGAAGAGGCAUUGAAAACUCCAGAUUAUAAUUAUGACAGAUUAGCUGAUUUCUUAAAACGUAUUACCCCUGGUGUGUUACAAUUUUUAGAUGAACAGCAUGGUAGCAAUGCUUUUGACGAUUAUGAUCUAGGAAUCAAUGGAGAGCCUGCUACUAAUGUACAGUUAAUUAAUAGACUAAAUAGUUUAGAAAUGUCAGAUUUUAAAGGUAAAAUCAGUUGUGUAACUUGGAGUACUGGUGGUGGAACUUUAGCUGUGGGCCAUAGUGCAACUCAUCAUGAAACAUGGUGCAAUGAUUUAACAAAAAUUCAGUUUUUUAAUCUUUCAAAGGAUAAUCUUUUGAUGUCACAACCAAGUAAAACUCUGGAAGUUUCUUCUUGUGUUACAUCAUUAUUUUAUCACCCUGAAGAACCUUCAAUCAUUGCUGCUGGUUUAUUUAAUGGUGAUGUUUUAGUAUGGAAUUUAAGAGAUGAAUUAUCUGUAACACCAUUACAAGUUUGUACUCAUGGUGAUUUGGUUUCACAAAUUCAAUGGAAUCAAAGAAUUUUAAAAGGAGCAUCAGCUUUGGUAACAUCUAGUGCUGAAGGGUAUAUUUUUAUUCACAAACUAAUGGUAAAUUUUACACAAGCUACAUUGAAUAAACGUUAUAAAAUAGCAAAGGAAAAAAAUCCUGCUGAAAAAGCCAGACCAAUGAGUGCAGGUGGGACCAAAGAGAGGGCACAAGAAGCAGGACUUUGUAUAACAAGUUUUGAUUUUUCAUCAAAAGAUCAACAUCUGCUAGUGGUUGGUACUUUGUGCGGUGGACUUUAUAAAUGUAAAAUAGAUACUGCAGUUUCCAUAGAAGGAGAUGAAAAUCUGUUUGACCCAGUAAUAGAUGAAUAUGAUAGACACAAAGGCCACGUUACAUGUAUAAAAAGUGCUCCAACACAAAAUUUGUUUGUUUCCUGUGCUUCUGAUAAAGAAAUCAGAAUUUAUGAUUUUGAUCAGCCGGCUAGCUUAAGAAUUAUCACAGUAGAAAACACUACUGUUCAGUUAAUGUGGCAUUUUGGAAAUCAGGAUAUCUUCUUGGCUUAUGGUGCAGGUCCAGAAAUCAAAUUUUUCAACGUGAAAAAUGGCAGAGCCUUGCAAAAAAUAUUGCUGUAUUCCGAUAACAGAGAUAAUGCCAGUUGUUUAAGUUUUAAUCCUAAACGGGAAAUGGUAGCAAUUGGCGAUACCAAAGGCAACCUAGAAGUUUGGAGAAUGCCGAGAAUCAUAACUUAUUAAUCAAAUUAAGAUUCAAAUAAUUGUAAUUGAUUAUUGUGCUUUACUAAUUUAUUGUAUGAAUGUAUAUGAACAGAAAGUAUUGUCGCUGCGUACUAAUUUAUGGUGAAAAGAUACUAGCCGAUUUAUUUUUACAUUCCAAUUUGUAAUUUCUUACGUAAACAUUGUAAGCAAUCAAAGAUGAAAUAAAAAAUAUCACAUGGUUUCUUUAAUUAUGUAUAUUAAUAAAUGCGAAAUAAACAUGUACGAAUG